Molecule: messenger RNA, 816 nt
Organism: Phytophthora sojae
Lineage: Eukaryota; Oomycota; Peronosporomycetes; Peronosporales; Peronosporaceae
Exons: 2
Coding region: 1-816 (271 amino acids)
Biological process (GO): carbohydrate transport
Cellular component (GO): membrane
Molecular function (GO): sugar transmembrane transporter activity
Source: RefSeq, a predicted model, not a curated record
AUGGCCACGGACUCGGCCGGCCCAGGCACCUCGUGGUCCAAGAUGAGCGUCGGAUUGACCGUCCUCCAAGCCAUGGCGUCGUCCUGCACGAUGGCCAUGAUCCUCAGCUCCGUGCCGUCCGUCUACCGAAUCCACAAGAACCACGGCACCGGUGUCGUGGCGCUCUUCCCGCUCGUCGGCCUCUGGCUCAGCUGCCACCUCGUGACUUUAUACGGCUGGGCCACGGGCUCGUACUUCCCUCUCUUGGCCAUCUACUCCUUCGGCGAGCUGACCUCCAUCGUCUACGUGAGCGUCUUCUUCCGAUGGACCAAGGCGCGCUCCUACGCCAUCAAGACCAUCGCCGCCAACAUCGUCAUCAUCGUGCUGCUAACGACCUACGCCGUGCUCGGCAUGACGGGCGUGACUGGCCAGACGACCGACCAAGUGGGCGAUACGGUGGGCUACAUGAUGACUGUGGGCUGUUUGCUGCCGUACGUCGCACCACUUGAGACCAUCAAGACGGUGGUCAAGACGCGCUCGGGCGCGUCCAUUCCGCUGGGCAUGUGCCUCGCCGGAGCCAUUUCGAACGCGCUUUGGGUGCUCGAGGGCUACCUCGACAACGACAUUUUCAUGCUCAUCCUGAGUGCGGCGUGCUCGCUCAUGGGCUUCAUCCAAGUUGCGCUGUACCUCAUCUACAGACCAGGCCGAUACCCGACGCCCGUUGGCACGCCGAUCAUCGACUGCGUUCUCCCCGUCACGGCAACGCUGACUGUCAAAAGCGACACGACCGUCGAGAGCCUGCCGUCGCCCAACUUCAUCGCUAUCUGCUCGCCAUGA